Pseudonaja textilis is the source of this 915-nucleotide messenger RNA. The record is from RefSeq and is a predicted model, not a curated record. Lineage: Eukaryota; Metazoa; Chordata; Lepidosauria; Squamata; Elapidae.
UUUCUGGAUCCAAAGCCUGAAUUCAUCUAUGCACCUUUGAUUCCUUGGACCGGAAAAGGACUGCUUAUCUUAGGUGGCACAAAAUGGCGUCAGCACACACAGUUACUAACACCAGCUUUUCACUAUAAUAUUUUGAAGCCCUAUGUGGCAGUAAUUACAGAUUCCACCAAAGUUAUGCUUGUAAGGAAGGUUGGCUUUUUUUCAGGUUAUACAAGCAGGUGCAAAAGGGACCAUUGUAAACUGAGCAGGACCAUUUCUAACAUGAAAUGUGCAUUCAGUCAAAAGAGCAAUUGCCAAACUGACAGAGACCUGGAUUAUUAUGUCCAAGCUGUGUCAGACUUAACUUUCCUGUCGUUUCGGAGAGUUGUCUCUACUAUACUUCGCAGUGAUUUCCUAUAUUCAUUUACCCCAUCAGGACAGCGUUUUAAACAGGCUUGUGAAUUGGCACACCACCAUACAGAAAAAGUAAUUGAAGAGAGAAAGAAAUCAAUACAUAAUGAAAGAGAGCUUGAAAAGAUUGAAAAGAAGCGACAUUUGGAUUUUUUGGACAUUCUUCUUUGUGCCAAAUCUGAAGAUGGAACCGGAUUAUCGAAUGAAGACCUCCGUGCUGAAGUGGACACUUUCAUGUUUGCAGGCCAUGACACAACAGCCACUGGCCUCUCUUGGCUACUCUAUAUAAUGGCUAAGCACCCAGAACAUCAGCAGAACAUCAGCAGAGAAGAAGUCAACGAAAUCUUGGGGGAUCGGGAAGACAUCCAGUGGGAUGAUCUUGGUACGAUGACCUAUUCCACCAUGUCCAUAAAAGGGAGUCUCCGUGUAUACUCCCCAGUUCCAACGGUGUCCCGAAAGCUCAGCAAACCUAUUGCUUUCGUUGACGGACGCCCUUUGCCUGAAGGUUUGCAAUUUCUUUAUUAA